AUGCCAGUGCUCACCACUGAUGCUGAGUCAGAAACAGGUAUCCCAAAAUCCCUUUCUAAUGAGCUUCCCUCAGAAACCAUGGAGGAAAUAGAGCACACAUGUCCUCAGCCUCGACUGACCCUGACUGCACCUGCCCCAUUUGCAGAUGAAACCAGCUGCCAGUGCCAAGCCCCCCAUGAAAAAUUGACCAUUGCUCAGGCCCGCUUGGGAACGCCAGUUGACAGACCUGUUAGAGUGUAUGCAGAUGGAAUAUUCGACCUCUUCCACUCUGGCCAUGCCAGAGCACUUAUGCAAGCUAAAACAUUGUUUCCCAACAGCUACUUGCUGGUAGGAGUUUGCAGUGAUGACCUCACUCACAAAUUCAAAGGCUUCACAGUAAUGAAUGAAACAGAAAGAUAUGAGGCCCUCAGGCACUGUCGUUAUGUAGAUGAAGUCAUCAGAGACGCUCCAUGGACACUCACACCAGAGUUCCUAGAAAAACACAAGAUUGAUUUUGUGGCCCAUGAUGACAUUCCAUAUUCCUCUGCUGGUUCUGAUGAUGUUUACAAGCACAUAAAGGAAGCAGGAAUGUUUGUCCCAACUCAGAGAACAGAAGGCAUCUCAACAUCAGACAUCAUCACUAGAAUUGUCCGUGACUAUGAUGUUUAUGCCCGACGUAACCUCCAAAGAGGGUACACAGCCAAAGAGCUGAAUGUUAGUUUUAUAAAUGAGAAGAAGUACCGCUUCCAGAACCAAGUAGACAAAAUGAAGGAGAAAGUCAAGAAUGUAGAGGAAAAAUCAAAGGAGUUUGUUUAUAAGGUGGAAGAAAAGAGCCAUGAUUUAAUUCAGAAGUGGGAAGAGAAGUCUCGAGAGUUUAUUGGCAACUUCCUAGAACUCUUUGGACCCGAUGGAGCUUGGAAACAGAUGUUCCAAGAACGCAGUGGACGGAUGCUACAGGCAUUAUCACCAAGGCAGAGCCCGACAAACAGCCCAACGAGGGGUCGGUCUCCUUCCCGUUCUCCCUCUCCCACUUUCCCUUGGCUCCCAAACAAAACCUCUCCUCCUUCGUCACCUAAAGCAGCCUCAGCCUCCAUCAGCAGCAUGAGUGAGGGGGAUGAGGAUGAAAAGUAA
Vombatus ursinus (common wombat) is the source of this 1110-nucleotide messenger RNA. It is a transcript of the gene PCYT1B, whose product is annotated as phosphate cytidylyltransferase 1, choline, beta. The record is from RefSeq and is a predicted model, not a curated record. Gene Ontology annotation, molecular function: choline-phosphate cytidylyltransferase activity; phosphatidylcholine binding. Bases 1 to 1110 code for a protein of 369 amino acids. The transcript is spliced from 8 exons. Lineage: Eukaryota; Metazoa; Chordata; Mammalia; Diprotodontia; Vombatidae. Gene Ontology annotation, biological process: CDP-choline pathway.